Messenger RNA from Thamnophis sirtalis, 4666 nucleotides. NCBI's taxonomy places the organism in Eukaryota, Metazoa, Chordata, Lepidosauria, Squamata, Natricidae. The record is from RefSeq and is a predicted model, not a curated record.
GAGAGAAAGGACCGGCUGUUGCUCCGUCGAAGCCGCCGCUGCCGCCUCCGUUUCGGCUAGGAAGGCGCGGGGGUCUGGGCGGUGGGCGGCCUUGGACGCUGCAACUGCGCCCCCUCCCCCCUGCCCUGCAGCUGAUGCCCAGGGAAGGGCGACGCGAUGGGCUUCCUGCACCAACUUUAUCUCCUGCUAUGGAAGAACGUGACGCUGAAGCGACGCAGCCCGUGGGUGCUGUCCUUCGAAAUCUUCAUCCCGCUGGUUCUCUUCUUCAUCCUGCUGGGGCUGAGGCAGAAAAAGCCCACCAUCGCCGUGAAGGAAGUCUCCUACUACACGGCAGCGCCCCUCACCUCGGCCGGCAUCUUGCCUAUCAUGCAGUCCCUGUGUCCCGACGGGCAGCGCGAUGACUUCGGGUUCUUGCAGUACUCCAAUUCCAGGGUUACCCAGUUGCUGGAGCGGCUGAACGAGGUGGUGGAGAAGAGCAACCUGUUUGACCCGGAUCAUGCCGGGCCGGAGGAGGAGUUGGAGUCUCUCCAGCGCCACAUGGAGUCUCUUGGCAGCAGCACCGGGCCCAGCCCCGUGGAGACCCACUUCACCACCAACGCAGCCCCCGGCUUCUCCCUGGACUCCGUGGCCAAGGACAAGACGGAGCUUCACCGCUUCCUCAUGCAGAACCUCUCCUUGUCCAACGAGACGGUGGGGCUGCUCACAGGGUCCAGCAUCAACCUGAGAGAGGUCUACCGGCUCGUCUUUGGCGUGUCUCCUGGCUCUGCCGAUGGCUUUGGCCCAGUGGACAAGCGGCAUCACCCGGAGAAAAGCUUUCUGGGCAACCUGAAGAUGAUGGAAGAUGGGCUGGUCCGGCAAGCGCUCCGCCGCCCCCCCAAAGGCGCCCAGCGGAAGGCCAUCCUCCGGCUCUUCUCCCAUGCUUUGGGCCUGGCCAGCCCCAUGGCAGAGCCCCCUGGCUCCGACAGCCCCCAGACCUUUGUGAGGGACGUGGAGAACAUCCUCUUCACCGCCCCUGUGCUGGAGAACCUGACGUGUCGCCAUGGCCAGGAUGCGCUGAGGCGCAUCCUGGUCAUCCCGGAGAGCCAGCAGCCUCUCCUGCAGGCCUACCGCGCUGGUGUCUGCAACCAGAGCGCCAGCCUGCGGGCCGACUACUUCAGGCAGCUGGUGGUGGAGAUGAAGGACCAGCUGGAAGCUCGUAAGGUGGCUGAACAGCUGAAGCUGGACGAGGUGAACCACACAGCCCAGAGCCGGCUCCACGCCCUGCUGGAGGACCUGAUGGAAAUGGAGAAGGUGCUGAAGGACCUGGACAUCCUCUCCGCCCUGGCCAAGCUCCUCCCCAAGGGGGCCUGUGCUGCAAAAGCGCCCCCCACCGCCCCCAACAGCACCGGCUCAGCUGUGAACUUCACCUCCGGCACCAACUCCAGCUCCGAGGAGGGCAGGGCCGAGAGCGAGGCGCCGGCCGAGGAUCCACAAGGGCAAUGCUCGGCCUUUGUGCAGCUCUGGGCCGGCCUGCAGCCUAUCCUCUGCGGGAACAACCGGACGAUUGAGCCCGAGGCGCUGCGGCAAGGGAACAUGAGCUCUCUGGGCUUCACCAGCAAGGAGCAGCGCAACCUGGGACUCCUGGUGCACCUCAUGACCAGCAACCCCAAGAUCCUGUAUUCGCCCGUCGGCACCCAGGUGGAUAAAGUCAUCUUGAAGGCCAACGAGACCUUCGCCUUUGUGGGGAACGUGACGCGCUACGCCCAGGUCUGGCUCAACAUCUCUGCCGAGAUCCGCAGCUUCCUGGAGGAGGGCAAGUUGCAGCAGCGGAUUGCUUGGCUCCAGAAGAUGGCGGCCGACCUUCACCAGAACCCCGAAGUCCUGAAUGUCUCCGACAGCAGCCUCUUGCACAACUUCAUGGAGAGCAACCUGUCCCUCUCCAACACCAGCACGCUCCUCCAGCAGCUGGACACCAUCGACAACGCUGCCUGCGGCUGGAUCCAGUUCAUGUCCAAGGUCAGCGUGGACAUCUUCAAGGGCUUUCCGGACGAAGAGAGCAUCGUGAACUACACCCUCAACCAGGCCUACCAAGACAACGUCACGGUCUUUGCCAGUGUGAUCUUCCAAACCAACAAGGAUGGCAGCCUCCCUCCCCACGUCAUGUACAAGAUCCGCCAAAAUUCCAGCUUCACUGAAAAGACUAAUGAGAUCCGGCGGGCGUAUUGGAGACCCGGGCCAAACCACGGGGGGCGUUUCUACUUCCUUUAUGGCUUUGUCUGGAUCCAAGACAUGAUGGAACGCGCCAUUGUCAACACCUUUGUCGGCCGCGAUGUGGUGGAGCCUGGCAACUACGUGCAGAUGUUUCCCUACCCCUGUUACACCCGUGACGACUUCCUCUUCGUGAUCGAGCACAUGAUGCCACUCUGCAUGGUCAUCUCCUGGGUCUAUUCGGUGGCCAUGAUGAUCCAGCACAUCGUAGCAGAGAAGGAGCAUCAUCUGAAGGAGGUGAUGAAGAUGAUGGGGCUGAAUAAUGCCGUCCACUGGGUGGCCUGGUUCAUCACAGGCUUCGUCCAGCUGUCCAUCUCGGUCACUGCCCUGACCGCCAUUCUCAAGUACGGGAAGGUCCUCAUGCAUAGCGACGUGCUCAUCAUCUGGCUCUUCCUGUCCGUCUACGCCGUGGCCACCAUCAUGUUCUGCUUCCUGGUGUCCGUGCUGUAUUCCAAGGCCAAGCUUGCCUCGGCCUGCGGUGGGAUCAUCUACUUCCUCAGCUACGUCCCCUACAUGUAUGUGGCCAUCCGGGAGGAGGUGGCCCACGACAAGAUCACCGCCUUCGAGAAGUGCAUCGCUUCCCUGAUGUCCACCACGGCCUUCGGGCUGGGCUCCAAGUACUUUGCCCUCUACGAAAUGUCCGGCGUGGGCAUCCAGUGGCACACCUUCAGCCAGUCCCCCGUGGAAGGGGACGACUUCAACCUCCUGCUUUCCAUGAUGAUGCUGAUCGUGGACGCCGUGGUCUAUGGGGUGCUGACGUGGUAUAUCGAAGCCGUGCACCCAGGGAUGUACGGGCUCCCGCGGCCUUGGUACUUUCCGCUGCAGAAGUCCUACUGGCUGGGAAACGGGCGCACGGAGACCUGGGACUGGUCCUGGCCCUGGUCGAAGCGGCCCCACCUGAGCGUCACGGAGGAAGACCAAGCCUGUGCCAUGGAGAACAGGAGGAUGGAGGAGAGCCGGGGCAUUGAGGAGGAGCCCACCCACCUGCCCCUGGUGGUCUGCGUGGACAAACUGACCAAGAUCUACAAGACCGACAAAAAGCUGGCCCUGAACAAGCUCAGCCUUAACCUCUACGAGAACCAGGUGGUCUCCUUUCUGGGCCACAACGGUGCGGGCAAGACCACCACCAUGUCCAUCCUGACCGGCCUCUUCCCUCCGACCUCCGGCUCGGCCACCAUUUACGGCCAUGACAUCCGGACGGAGAUGGACCAGAUCCGGAAGAACCUGGGGAUGUGCCCGCAGCACAACGUCCUCUUUGACAAGCUGACAGUGGAGGAGCACCUUUGGUUCUACUCACAGCUGAAGGGCAUGGCGAAGGAGGAGAUCUGCAAGGAGAUGGCCAAGAUGAUCGAGGACCUGGAGCUGACCCACAAGUGCCACUUCCUGGUGCAGAUGCUGUCUGGAGGGAUGAAGAGGAAGCUCUCAGUGGCCAUCGCCUUCGUGGGGGGCUCACGGGCCGUCAUCCUGGACGAGCCCACCGCCGGCGUGGACCCCUAUGCGCGCCGGGCCAUCUGGGACCUCAUCCUGAAGUACAAGCAAGGUAGGACCAUCCUCCUCUCUACCCACCACAUGGACGAAGCAGACCUGCUGGGCGAUCGCAUCGCCAUCAUCUCCCACGGGGCUGAAGUGCUGUGGGUCGCCCCUCUUCCUGAAAAGCACUUACGGGGACGGCUACAAGCUGACGGUGGUGAAGAAGCAGUCGGACGCCCGGAGCAACCCCGAGACGGGGCUCCCCCGCAGCCCACCCUGCCCCUCAGCCACCAGCCCCUGCUCCGAAGAGCGGGUGAGCCAGUUCAUCAAGAAGCACGUGGCCUCCUGCCUCCUCAUCUCCAACACCAACACGGAGCUCUCCUACAUCCUGCCCAGCGAGGCUGCCAAAAAAGGCUGCUUCGAACGGCUCUUCCAGCACCUGGAGCACAGGUUGGAAGAGCUGGACCUCACCAGCUUUGGCCUGAUGGACACCACCCUGGAAGAGGUCUUCCUGAAGGUCUCGGAAGAAGACCAGUCUCUGGAGAACAGCGAUGCGGAUAUCAAGGAGUCCAAGAAAGACGCUUUCCCGCUGCCCAGUCCCCGCCUCGGCCCCAAGCCCCAGACCAACGGCCACCCACUCCCGAGGCCGGCAAGGCCCACCAAGCCCGAAGUGGACCUGGGGAACCUCCUGGAUUGCUCAGACCUGGCCAAGUCCCAGGCAUCCUUGCACUCCUCCUCCUCCUCUUCCUCCUCCUUGGCUGGUUCCGUGCGUGGCGAGGAAGGUGGGGCUUAUUCUGAGUUCUACGGGGAUUACUGCCCCCUGUUUGACAACCCACAAGACCCCGAUAAUGGCAGCCUGCUAGAGCCAGAUGCUGACCCGGAAGAGGCGUCCCUGACCGGACAAAGCAGCGCCAAGCUGGAGGGCUCCUGGCUGAAGCUGCGCCAGUUU